AUGUUUUCAUUUUUUCUUUAUGUUUUUUUUCUUUUUUUCUUUUUUCUUUCUUUUCUUUCUUUUUUUUUCAAUUUUCUUCUUUUUGACAUCUUUUUCUCACCGGUUCCAUUUUCUUUUACAUAUUCUCAUAUCUUUUUUCUUUUCUUUCUUUCUUUCUUUAAUUUUUCUUUCUUUCUUUUUUUUUCUUUCUUUCUUUCUUUCUUUUUUCUUUUUUUCAUUUUUCUUUCUUUUUCUUUAAAUAACUUUCGAUAUCUUCGUUUUUUUAAAACCUUUCAUUUUACAUUUUUCAUUUCUUUUUUUUUUUCUUUCUUUCUUUCUUUUUUCUUUCGUUAUCUUUUUUCUUUUUUUUUUCUUUUUGACAUCUUUUUUUUUCUUUCUUUUUUUUUUUUUUAUUUUCUUUUUGAAGAUUUUUCUUUCUUUCUUUCAAAUUUUUUUGAUUCCCAUAAUUUUUUUUUUUUUUUUUAUUUUUUAUUUUCUUCUUUUUUCUUUAUUUUCUUUCUUUCUUUUUUUCUUUUUUUUUUUUUCUUUCUUUUUUUUCUUCUUUCUUUUUUUCUCAAAAACCAGCCCAACCAAAUAUUUUUUCUUUUUUUUCUUUCUUUUUCUUUCUUUUUUCUUUUUUUUUCUUUUCUUUCUUUCUUUCUAUUUCUUUCUUUCGACAGAUUUUUAUUUCAUAAAACCUUUCUUUACAUAUGUUUUUUCAAUUCUUUCUUUCUUUUCUUUUUCUUUUCUUUUUUUUCUAGUUUUUUUCUUUUUCUUAUUUCUCUUUUUUUUCACUUUAAUAUUCUUUUAUUUGGAAUAAUUUUUCUUUUCUUUCUUCAUUUUCUUUUCAAGAGAAUUUUCUUUCUUUCUUUUUUCGGUUUCUUCAAUUUCUCAUUCGCCUUUCAGAAAUUUUAUGUCUAUAUUUUUUUCUUUUCUUUUUUUUUCUUUUUUUCUUUCUUUUUCUUUUCUUUCUUUUUUGACAUUUUUCUCAUAUCUGACAUUUUUUUUAUAAUUAAUAAUCUUUUUUUCUUUUUUUUUCUUUCUUCCUUUCUUUUUUGA
Acanthosepion pharaonis is the source of this 1038-nucleotide messenger RNA. The record is from the annotation of a GenBank genome assembly. NCBI's taxonomy places the organism in Eukaryota, Metazoa, Mollusca, Cephalopoda, Sepiida, Sepiidae.